This is a messenger RNA of Cordyceps militaris CM01, 3474 nucleotides long. Its product is annotated as cell cycle control protein tyrosine phosphatase Mih1. The record is from RefSeq and is a predicted model, not a curated record. Lineage: Eukaryota; Fungi; Ascomycota; Sordariomycetes; Hypocreales; Cordycipitaceae. Bases 1 to 3474 code for a protein of 1157 amino acids. Gene Ontology annotation, biological process: positive regulation of G2/MI transition of meiotic cell cycle; protein dephosphorylation; G2/M transition of mitotic cell cycle. Gene Ontology annotation, cellular component: cytoplasm; nucleus. Gene Ontology annotation, molecular function: protein tyrosine phosphatase activity. The transcript has 19 exons.
AUGCCGCAGCGAUUCACAGAGUCUAACGAACUAGAGCAUACCCAGUGUGAUAAGCGACUGGCAUGCGGUCUGGAAAUGUCCGCCAUGAGAGACAUGCAGAGGACGGAUACAACAGCGGCGUUUGAUGCCGGCGGUGAGGGCGAAGAAGCAUUGAUUAGGCGGGCCGUCUGGCGGAAUAUGGACGGAGCGAAGCAAUAUGGAAUCUGUGGUGUGACGGCAGGGAAAGGAAUCUGCGGAAAUCCUGGAACUGCGCAAGCAGCAGGCCGUAUUCGGGGGACAGCAAGGACAGCGAGUGAUGGAUCGAAAUCAUGUUUGAGACUGUCGCAGAUCAGGUUCUGGGGUUCUGGGGGCAGGGAGCGAAAUCAUGUCAGGGAAGAAAAAAAGGCGUCGGAUCAUUUGCGGCUUGUCGCGUGCAGCAAGCCGAGACCUGGUGUCGGCGGGCGGGUAGAGGCUGCUCGUAUCAGAAAAGAGAGACACAGCGUUGAGAAGUCGUUUGCAAAGUAUUAUGCAGUUGCCAUGUUACCGAGGACGGGGUUUGAUGCUGUGGCACUUGGUCGGCUGGACAGCGGUGACACUGGCCGGGGAUUUGAAAUUUAUGAGCAGAUGGAGAUGAUAUUUGUCGUGGUGUUGCUGGGGGGUGUUGAGCUUGGAACUUUGCUGGCGGCGAGUUUCCUUUGCAGUUCCAGAGUCACAGUCCCUGCUGGUGCGCGCCACCGGUCCACUGCAACAACGGAGCAACCAAAACCCACAUACCGAACGAAGAUGAUGCAGGCGCGGGAGAGAAGGCCGACGGACGCUCUGCAAAUAAAGUCUCAAUUGGUUGCUCUGCUUGCCUGCCUGGUUGCUCUGCGAGGGGUCUGGUCUGUCUUGGCUGCCCUGGAGAUGGGAUGCCCUGCCCACGUCGUCGUCUGGCCGCCCGCAUCACUUGGCUCCCCCCUCCAUCCCUGCCACGUGGACCAGGGCAGGGGGACGAGGUGGAAAAGAAGCUUUGUAAAGCUGGAAGCAACUAAAGUAACUAAAGAACUAGAGUCUCCUCGCUCGUUACUGGUCAGCCAGAGUGAUUGUCGUGCUGCUGGUGCUGCAAGACAGCAAGCCUCCAGCGCGUACGGAUCAAGUCAAGGUACAUAUCGAGGUACCUGUACUCCGUACCUUGACUCCGUAGAUCAGCAAGCCUCCGGCUCUGCCUCUCUCUCCCUCCGUCGCUGUGCCCGCCCGCCGCCGCCCCUCACGUCUCCUCCAUCAAACCACCUACCUACCUGUUACUUAACUCGUCGUGAUUACUUCGUACACCUCUCCUCGCAAGGCUGCGUUGCGUUGCAUCCGCCCUCCACCAUCACCCCUAACAACGUUUACAACUUCCCAGCCCGUCGUCCUUAUCCUAGGCCUGGCUCUUUUUUUCGCUCUUCACUGGUGGCGGUACAUAUUCAAAAGCCGUUGCCUCCCGCACCCAUCUUCUGCUUCUGCCCUCCUUCCACCCCCCCCUCUCUUGUAAGAGAACGCCCGCGCCCCGAGGCAAACGACGACCAGCAGCCACGGCUUUGGCUUUGUUCCAACGACAACUUGACCCUUCUAUUACUUUUCCUUGCGCUCCGACCACCGGAAAGGAAAAAGGGCAAAAAAGAACAAAGCCGCCUCUGCCACCUCGGAUUACUGCUUUUCCCGGCUACUUACUUCAGCCUUAAUAGUACAGCUACCGCUAAUACGACUGCUGUGCUGUUGCGGAUACAGCCCCCAUCGCCAUCGACCGGGUCACAAUUCCCGCUCGCCGAAUUGGUUCAUGCUCUUGUCCUCUUAUGCAUCUCCCCGGAAGCUACAAGGAAGCCGUUGGAAAGAAAAAGUUUCGCCAAAUUCGCCCUCUCCUUCAUUGUUCCUGGGCCUACUUACCUAGCCCUCUGCCUCAACUCCCCCGCCAUGGAGGCUUCCUCACCACUCGCGGCUCUGCACCGCCCGAUGCCCGCCCCCAGUUGGGGAGGCCGGGACAUCUUCCGCAGCCACUCCUUUGUAGGGCCCGUUGCCUCGGCCGCCCUGAGCUUGCGAGAGCAGCUGCAGAGAGGCACCUCCGACUACUUUGCCUGCAAUGAACCCCGUGGCUCCUCGCCCGCCGCCAGCUUGGCCGCCGACCUCUCACAGAACUUUCGUCUAGACAGCGAAGCCAGCCCUCACUUCCCGACUCCUCGCCGUGCUCUCUUCACUGCCAAUGUCAUGGGCGGCUUUCACAACAGAGACUAUGUCACGACCCCUCCGCUCCCUUCGUCCUCCCCGGCCCAGUUGACCGAAUACAUGGAGCUUUCUCCGCUCCCACACAAGACGCCAUUCUCCCUGCAGUCCGAAUUUGCUUCUCCUACACCCAAUACCUCGUCAAGCGACGAAGACAUGAUACUCGACUCCCCGGCUCCCAUCUUACGCCCAUCCCUGGACUUUCCCAAGCUACCGUCGUUUGCAGACCGUAGAAUUGCUGCUCCACGCCGUCCAUCCUUGAGCCGAAUGAAGGGCCACAGCCUUGCUGGCAGCAGCUUCAAAUCUGAAGCUGAUGGUCAGCUCCCCCGUUCCGCUUUGGCGGCGAUUCCAUGUCCCGCUCGAGCUCCAAUCUCUCUCUUGGAGAGUGCUUCCAGUCUGAGUCACCCCCUCAGGAUUCGAGACCUUCCUCCUCACAGCAGACGCUCGUCGAACCCAUUCCUGCGUGCUCGCAAGCAGGUCCGUCGCUCCCUGAGCAUGUUUGAGCACCCCAAUGAAGUCAUGAAUGCCAAGUCCCAGGCCCACGAGUUGAUCUCAACUCCUCUCAAGUCUGUCAUGGAUAUCGAGGAAGCCUACGAAGCUGUCAUCCCUCACUUUCUGUCAGAAGACCCCACUGACACCAUUCCACGUAUCACCAAUGAGACCAUGCUGGACAUUAUCGACGGCAAAUUUAAUGACCAAUUUGAUCACAAAAUGGUCAUUGACUGCCGCUUCGAGUAUGAGUACGACGGUGGCCACAUUGAGGGUGCUGUCAACCACAACGAUAAGGAGCUCCUCACUUCUCAACUCUUCACGACCCCAAUUGGCGGUAGAUCCCUGCUCAUCUUUCACUGUGAAUAUUCAGCUCACCGUGCUCCUCUGAUGGCUAGACAUGUUCGUGCCGAGGAUCGUACCGUGAAUGCUGAAUUCUACCCUCGCUUGACGUAUCCCGAGGUCUACAUUCUGGAUGGAGGCUACAGCGGCUUUUUUAGCACUUUCCGUGGCAGAUGUUUUCCUCCAGAGUACGUGGAAAUGUCUGACGAGAAGCACCAGCGCACUUGCGAGCGCGAGAUGGGCAGACUCAAGGCUCGCAAAGGCGGCCUCAACCGCGCGCAGACUUUUGCUUUUGGCCAGAAAGACCACUGUAUAAAUGACUCUCCUACUGCGCCCGGUCGACCGACGUCGCGGCAAUUCCCCAUCAUGGGCAGCUUUUCUCCUAUCCCUGAGCGAUCACACACUCGUCGCAUGGCUUCCUACUAA